UCCCCAUCCUCCUCGCCCCCAUCCUCCUCCUCCUCCUCUUCCUCCCACCCUCCUCCUCCUCCUCUCCCGAUGGGCCCCCCCGGCCCGGCCACGCGGCUCUUGCCCCCCCUCGUUCUGGCGCUCGCAGGGGUCGCCCGGGGCACCUUCACGGUGGCGGCGUGGCCGCGGGUGGCCGUGGUGGCCUUCGGGGGCUCGGUGACCGUCAACUGCAGCCGCGGCGCCUGCCCGGAGGGGGACGCCAACGCCACGCUGGGGCUGGAGACCGCCCUGCCCGCGACCCCCGGGCCCGGGGGGCUCCGCUGGCAAAGCUUCCGCCUCCACAACGUGUCCCGGUGGAGCCCCGGCCCCGUCACCUGCUCCGGCCGCUGCGGCGACGCCGAGGCCAACGCCAGCGCCGGCGUCCUCGUCUACCAGCUGCCGGAGCGGGUGGAGCUGGAGCCGGUGCCGGCGGCGGCCGUGGGGGACAGCCGGAACCUGACGUGCCGCGUGCGGGCGGUGGCCCCGCUGCGGAACCUGACGGUGACGCUGCGGCGCGGCGCCGAAACGCUGCGCACCGAGGGCUUCGCCGAGGGCGCCGAGGGCAGCGCCAGCGUGGCCGUGAGCCACGCGCUGACCGUCACCCGCGGCGACCACGGCCAGGACGUCACCUGCCACGCCGAGCUGUCGCUGCGGCCGCACGGGCCCCUGUUCGCCCGCGCCGCGGCGCCCGUCACGCUCUCGGUGUUCGCUCUCCCGGAGCCCCCCCAGCUCCAGGCCCCCGCCAUCCUCGAGGCCGGCACCGUGGCCAACGCCAGCUGCCGCAUCACCGGCGCCUUCCCGGCCGGGGACAUCCGUGUCACCGCCGCGCUGGACCAGGAGCCGCUGAACGUCACGGUGGCGGUGGCCGGGGACACGGUGACGGCCAGCACGGCGCUGUCCCCGCUCAUCCCGGGCCCGCGGGAGCUCAGCUGCACGGCCGCGGUGGCCACGGCGGCGCGGACGGCGCGGAGGCAGCUCCGCGUUUACCGAUUCCCCGCGCCCGCCCUGGAGCUGAGCCCGGCCCCGGCGGCGGCGGGCAGCGAGGUGACCGUGUCGUGCCGCGCCGGGGCCACCGAGCCGCCCGAGGCGCGGCUGCAGCUCCGCGAUGCGGACGGCGGGGUCCUGGCCGAGGGCCCCCAGCCCCGGCUGCAGCUCCGGUUGCUGGCCCGGCGCGACGACGACGGCCGCGAAUUCCGGUGCCGGGCCAGCCUGGCGGUGGGCGACAGCGUGGUGACAAAGGACGCGGACGCGCGGCUGGCGGUGCUCUAUCUUCCCGAAAUCCCGGCCGGCGGCUGCCCCGGUAACCGCACGUGGGUGCGGGGAGCGCGGGAAGCGCUGUCGUGCCGCGCCGCCGGCAACCCCGCGCCCACCGUGGUGUGCGGCCGCGACGGCGUCGCCGUGGCCACCGGCGAGCCCGAGCCGGUGACCCGGGCCCGAGCGGGCACCUACGUGUGCAACGCCACCAACGCGCUGGGGACGCGCAGCCGCCGCGUCACGGUCCGCGUGGAGUAUGAGCCCACCAUGUCCGAGUCGGGGUGUCCGGCACGCCGGGUCUGGGUGGAGGGACAGCGGCGGGAGCUGGAGUGUCGCGCCGAUGGGGACCCGCCGCCCAGCACGCGCUGUGCCCGCGACGGUGGCACUCGAGAUGGUGGCACUCGAGAUGGUGGCAUUCACCACGGUGGCACCCGUGACGGUGGCAGCCACCACGGAGGAGUCGCCCGCGGCCGCGUGGUCACCCGGGCUGAUGGCGGCCGCUACGUGUGCAGGGCCACCAACAGGCACGGGGUGGCCGUGAGGAGCGUCCUUGUCACCGUGGAGUACCGGCCGAGCCUCGGCGAGCGCGGCUGCCCCGAGCGGCGGCGGUGGCUGGAGGGGACCCCGGCCGAGCUGGGCUGCGCCGCCACCGGGAACCCCCCGCCCCGCGUCAGCUGCGCCAAGCUGGCCGAGCCCGGCAACGCCACCGAGCCGGGCCGCGACAGCCGGGACCCGGCCGGGGCCACCGCCAACGUCACCCGCGCCCACGCGGGCACGUACCAGUGCCGGGCCACCAACGCGCACGGCUCCGCCGUCCGCAACGUCUCCGUGGCCGUGGAGUACGGCCCCGCCGGCGUCACCGUGCGCGUCCUGCCCUCCGCCAACGUCACCCGCGGCAGCGGCUUCACCGUGGACUGCGGCGCCGAGGGGGUCCCGGCGCCCACCUACACCUGGGUGCUGCCCCCCGCCCCAAACCUGCGCUGGGCCGCCGACAACCGCUCGGUCACGGUCACCGGCGCCACCACGGCCAACCGGGGGCUCUACACCUGCACGGCGAGCAACCGGCACGGCCGGAGAGCCGGGAGCGUCGUGGUGCGGGUGGACGAGAGCUGGCUGGCGCUGCUGGCGGCGCUGGGCGCGCUGGGCGCGGUGGCGGCGCUGGGGCUGGCCGCGGCCGGCGGGUGGUACCUCAAGAGCACGGCGUGCAAGAAGGGCGAGUACAACGUGCGCGACGCCGAGGGCUCCUCCGAGGCCGCCUGCCUGCACCGGCACCGGGACCCCCGCGCCGAGGUGUUCGGCAUCCAGCUGAGCCCGCCGUGAGCGGCACCGGCGCCGGGACCGGCCGGCCGGGAGCCCCAGG
Molecule: messenger RNA, 2632 nt
Organism: Melozone crissalis (California towhee)
Lineage: Eukaryota; Metazoa; Chordata; Aves; Passeriformes; Passerellidae
Gene: ICAM5
Product: intercellular adhesion molecule 5
Exons: 10
Coding region: 70-2592 (840 amino acids)
Biological process (GO): cell-cell adhesion
Cellular component (GO): membrane
Molecular function (GO): integrin binding
Source: RefSeq, a predicted model, not a curated record